CAGUCUUUUCGUGGCGCUUAUAGUUGUGAGGUUCACAUCACUGUAGAUUCACACCGCACUUGCUUUCCUUGUAGUUGUUUCUUCUUCAUUUUGAUUUGUUUUGAAGAACGAGUUUUUUUUUUUUUUUUUCCUUCCCGCCUCUGGAAGGCACUAUCCAGAGUCGCUGCGAGGAAUCUGCGUUUCAGUCUUUGUUUCAUAGCGUUUCCGUUGGUUGGUCGCGCAUCUCUGCAGGCUUUAGUUGCGGUCUUUUUCUUAUUCCUAGGACCUCGACCGAAGCCAUGACGGAGCCGCAGUCGGCACUAUUACUAAGGAGACAGCUGGCGGAGCUGAACAAAAAUCCAGUGGAAGGCUUCUCUGCAGGAUUGAUAGAUGAUAAUGACCUUUACCGAUGGGAAGUGCUCAUCAUUGGUCCCCCUGAUACACUCUAUGAAGGAGGGGUGUUCAAGGCACAUCUAACUUUUCCCAAAGACUAUCCUCUUAAGCCUCCAAAGAUGAAAUUUAUUACAGAGAUCUGGCAUCCAAAUGUUGACAAAAAUGGUGAUGUGUGCAUUUCCAUACUUCAUGAGCCUGGAGAAGAUAAGUAUGGUUAUGAAAAACCUGAGGAGCGAUGGUUACCAAUUCACACUGUGGAAACAAUUAUGAUAAGUGUCAUCUCUAUGCUGGCUGAUCCCAAUGGAGAUUCACCUGCUAAUGUGGAUGCAGCAAAAGAAUGGCGGGAAGAUAGGAAUGGUGAAUUCAAAAAGAAAGUAGCUCGUUGUGUAAGAAAAAGCCAAGAGACUGCCUUUGACUGACCUUUAUUCAGCUGCUGGUAGCUACAGAUUUUCAGGGUCUCCAGUUGAGAAACAUGGCACUGUUUUUUUACCUGCACUCUACCCACCUAUUGCUGGACUUGUCCUUUAAUACAGGUUGGCAGACACAUACAGAUUUGCAAGGUGGCUAGUAGCAGAAAGAAAAUGUAGCCACAGCAUUGAAAGUGCCAACUCCCAGAAGAUCAUGCAAUUCUUAUGAAGUCCUGCGAACUGCUUAAUUUCAGGAAAAACUGUAAAGUUGUGUACAUAGCACAAACAUGAACCGAGUAAUAUAUAAACUUCAUCUUCAUUCAGCACUGCACAUAGAACCAAAUAAAUAGUGCUUCUGUAGUUAGAAUAUGAACAGUGUACAUCCUGCCAGAGUUUAGUCAUCCUGCCCAUAUCCUGUAACUUGGUGCAAUUACAGGUUACUCUGAAGAAAGCCAUGUCAAUUGAUAACUGGGUUGCAGACUUCAGUUGACAACAUUUUCUAAUUCUUUAACUGUGAAAAAUGCAUUUUCAGGUUCAUCUUUCUUUGGCUAUCUGAUCUUGGAAGCCACCUUAUUAAAAUCAUGGCGGCUAUGUUUACUCUCCCCUUCCCCACUUGUGGGUGUAACUCUAUAAAAGUCAGGGCCUUGUGGUUUUAACUUUAAUCUUAAACGGGAUGUUUAAUACCCUGGAUGGCAUCUUUUAAAGCACCUCUGCCUCUUUGGGCUGAAUUUGGCUUGCAAGGUAAGUGAUGCUAAAGCCUGUGGAAAUGUUUUUUUUUUUUUUUUUUUUCUACUGUUUUUGCUUUUCUUUUCCUUCAGAAGUGCCUCCUGUUCAAAUGGUUGGUUUUUUCCUCCCCACUUUCAAUAUGAACACAUGAAAGCCCAACAGAUACCUGCUUCAUUUAAAAUUACAGGUGAAUGGGAAAAUGUUUGGUGUAGCAAUAACCAACCUUGCCUCACCCUAGUGCACUAUGGAAUGGUGCCACGUCCAUUUUAAGCUUUCUGUGUGAUUUGAAGGUCUUAGAAGCCAAUACCCACUAAAGAAGAUGUCAUUAAAUUGGCUUGUGUCUGUGUUUUUUAGGUAGGGAUGUGAAGCAUGCUUUCAAUGUAGGUCUACUUGUGGGCAGUUUUCAGGUUUGGUAUUCAAGACUGUGUGUCUGAUUUUAAAAUGCCUUUUGUUUAAUGGCUCUUAAACUACUGCAUUUUUUUUCUUGCAUAAUGUACAAAGACAAAAGACUGUAUAUUUUUCAUGUAAUGGAAAUUGUCUCAUGUAGUGUUCUUCCAAAAUAUAUAUAUUUUCCAGUAGAUAUUUCUGUAAAUUGACAAUUAAUGACAUUUUGGCAAAGGGUGAGAAAGGAGAAUGGGGAGGAGGGUGGAAAUGGGCAGAAACUGGGGCUGAGGACUUGUGGAUGAAUUUUGAGGUAGAGGUAAGGGUUGCAGUUGCAAAUAAGCGUUCAAGAAAGACUUGAAUGUUUUUCAUGGUUAAGGGCUUUUUUUUUUUUUUUUUUUAAUUUAAAAAAGUGUAUUGCUUCUUAUACCUCCUAUAAAUUCAACGCUCAAACUAAAUUGUCCUAGUACCGUUCCAUAAUAUAUAAGUGUUGCAUGUCGCCUUGUGAAUUCAGAAAUGUUUAUUUUGGGGUGGUUUUAGUGUACCUGCUACUUCUACUUGAAUAUUGAUUUACUGAGACUUUAUUUUGAGCUUUUCAUUUGAAUUAAUCAGCAUUAUGUCAUCUUUGAAAGAUGUGACUUGUCCUAACAUCUUUGACAACGCAUCUUCAGUAUCAGUUUUGCUUUUAAACUGUGGCGAUUCUUUUAGAUGCCAUACAAAUUUCACUUAUACUGCAUGACAUACUAGGGUUUGUGUUUAGGGUAUUUCAUUUUGUUUUUUGGGUAUUUCAUCAUUCCAUCAAACUCAUUUAGUGGUUUCAAAUUUACCACAAGUUCAAUUGCUUAUGCUCGAAGGAUGUAAACGUUCAAGGAAUGUGACAGACCUAUAGAUGUAUUGGAAUUAAUCAUAGAAUUAACUAAUAUCUUUGGCAAACUCCUUAGGGACAUGCAACUUUUUAUACAUAUAUGCUAAACUCAAGCCUAACCUCUGCUGUCAUGAGUACACAGUUGCUUUAAAAGAAGAGUAUUCUGAAUCAUCCUUUUCUAGUUAUGAAUAACUUGAAACAACUUUCUCUACUGUCAUCCUGAGAAUGCAAAGUCUGCUAAAUGUAGGAGCUUUGUUGGAUUGGGUGUUGGGGCGGGACAAACCUUUUUAGAUACAUAUGCUUUAUUUCUGCCAGAAUACAACUAAUUCGGCAUUAGUUUAUAUAGUGUUUGACUGCAUAAUUGAGAAGUUUUAUGUAGUCGUAUUUGCAUAAUACUGCAAUUUAAAUUCAACAACAUUUAUUUCUAUAGCACAUUUUCAUACGAACAGUGUAGCUCAAAAUGCUUUACAUGAUGAAGAAGGAGAGACAAAAUAAUUAAAAUUAGGUAACACUAAUUAACAUAGAAUAAAAAGGUAAGGUCCGAUGGCCAGGGAGGACAGAAAAAACAAAAAAAAAAACCCAGACGGCUAGAGAAAAAAAAAAUGAAAUCUGCAGGGGUUCCAGGCGACGAGACCGCCCAGCUCCCUCUAGGCAUUCUACCCAACAUAAAUGACCUCAAUCAGUACUCAUUGUAUUCAGGGUUCACAUGGAAGAAUUUGAUGAUGAUGGUCAUGUGGACUUCUGGCCUUUAAUCCAUCCAUGUAGGGACAUCAUGGUGCUUUGAUUAGGUGGUGGUGGCGGCGCAGAUCGCCACCACAGAAAACCGGGAAAAGAACAGAAGAGAAACUAGGGGUUAGUACGGAUUUUGGAGCCACCAUGAAUAAUAUUAAUUAAUUGAAUAUACAGAGUUUCAGGAUUUAACUAAGAUGAAGCUAUGAGAAAGCUAUGUUAAAGUAAUGUGUUUUUCAACAGUGUUUUAAAGUGCUCCACUGUAUUAGCCUGGCGAAUUCCUAUUGGCAAGCUAUUCCUGAUUUUAGGUGCAUAACCGCAGAAGGCCACCUCACCACUUCUUUUAAGUUUAGCUCUUGGAAUUCUAAGUAGACACUCAUUUGAAGAUCUAAGCUUACGAUUUGGAGUGUAAGACAUUCCAAAAUAUAAGAUGGAGCGAGAUUAUUUAAGGCUUUGUAAACCAUAAGCAGUAUUUUCAGUUCUGAAUGGCACAGAUAACCAAUGUAGUGACAUCAAAACUGGGUUGAUGUGCUCGGAUUUUCUUUUCCGAGUUUAGAUUCUAGCAGCUGCAUUCUGCACUAGUUGCAAUCGAUUGAUGUCUUUUUUUUAGUCCUCCUGAGAGGAGUGUGUUACAGUAAUCUAAGCCAAAUGAAAACAAAAGCGUGAACUAAUUUUUCAGCAUCUUGCAAUGUUAUAAGAGGUCUAACUUUUGCUAUAUUUCUUAAGUGGAAAAAAAUGCUGUCCUAGUGAUCUGAUUAAUAUGCGAGUUGAAUCCAGUCAGAUUCAAGUUACCCCUAAAUUUUUUUUACAUCCGUCUUGACUUUUAAUCCUAAUGUAUCAAGUUUAUUUCUCAUAACCUCAUUAUAUCCAUUAUCGCCAAUUGCUAAAAUUUCUGUUUUUCUCUCUAUUUAGAGAAAAUUUCUACUCAUCCAUUCAGUAACACAAGUGAGACAUUGUAUCAGUGAAUCAAAAGUGUUGGGGUUGUCCGGUGCUAUUGAUAAAUACAACUGUGUGUUAUCAGCAUAGCUGUGGUAGCUCACAUUAUGCCUUGAGAUAAUCUGACCUAAUGGAAGCAUGUAAAUCGAAAAGAGCAGUGGACCCAGGAUAGAGCCUUAUGGAACAUCAUAUAGAAUAUCGUGCGUCUUUGAAGUAGUAUUACCACAACUAACAAAGAAUUUUGUACUUGCCAGGUAGGAUUCAAACCAAUUUAAGACACUACUAGAGAGGCCCACCCAUUGACUAAGGCGAUUUCUAAGAAUGUUCUGAUCAUUGGUAUCAAAUGCAGCACUCAGAUCUAGAAGGAUGAGAACAGAUAAAUGGCCUCUGUCUGCAUUUACCUGCAAGUCAUUUACUACUUUAACGAGUGCAGUUUCUGUACUUUGAUUUUUUUUCUGAAACUUAUCAAGAAUAGCAUGUUUAUUGAGGUGCUCAUUAAGCUGCAUAAUGACUGUCUUCUCUAGAAUUUUACUUAAGACUGACUGUCUUCUCUAGAAUUUUACUUAAGACUGCUGUAAUUAAACCCCUGCUGAAGAAAAAUAAUCUUGACUCCUCUGCUUUGGAAAAUUCUAGACCCAUUUCUAACCUGCCUUUCUUAAGACCGUCUGGGAAGACCCCUGUAUCUUUAGCAAUAAAUUGAUCUGGGUCUCAUUUUAAUUUAUAGUUAUUCCACACUAUCGGCAUCAACUUAGAUUUUUCUUAAUAGUGUAAAGUCAAGAGCUGGAAUUGGAUUGAUUUUACAUGAACAUACUUUAAAGAGAAGAGUAAAUCAUGAGGCUGACAUGGAAAAGGAGUUGCCUCUACUAUGAAGAUUGCUGAUAUUCAUUUGACAAAGUCUUUGUGAUUAUCUCUAAAGCCCUCCCAGUUUGUUUUAAGUACUUAUGUGAAGGCAAACCAGUAUUUAUAGAAUGUUUGGUACAAUGCGUGUGGAUAAGUUAAUUUGUACUUAAAAAAAAAAACAAAAAAAAAAAAAAAAACGGGAGUGGGGUAGGAGCGGUGCAGAAUUCAGACCUGUAUGUACAUCUCAUUUGUCUCCAGUUCCUUCAAGAAGUGCAGAUUAUCUUUAGGCUUAAGGCAAUCAUUUUUGUGUGAUGGUAGGUUGUUUUUGGGAGAGAUACUGAUCCUUGAAAGGUUGCCUUUUACAGGCUGUUUCAGAUGGCCAUUAGUUAACCUAACAUUUAUUUAUGUAAUAAUCAAUGCUUGUGGCUUAAUGGAAUAUUUGGGACAAAUUUAAACACCUUCAUUUCAAAAGCCACAUUAUAUCAGUCUUCAAAGUAGUUUGUUUAACUGACUGACUCCCAACAAACUUUGGCAGUUGGAAACUAACCCAUAUUGCAUCAGGCUAAACUAUUAUGAGAUGGGUACGUAAAUUAAUGGAAGCAACUACAAAACAGUACUAAUGUAGAUGUGAAAUGUACUGAUAUUAUGAGAAGCACCAAAUGAGUACAAAAAGUAUGGUACUGUUUUAAAAUCAUGUGUUUUCAAAAAUACCUUAAAAGUACCCCCAUGGAUACCGUACUACAAGAUGCAGGUCUUCAUUGUGGUGAUGCCUUAAUUGGUUUAAUCUUGGAACAAAUGGUGGGGGGUGGGGGGGGGGGUGAACCUCUAUUUGGACAGUACAAUAAGGUAGGUGCUACUUUGUUAGUUCUAAAAAUGAUUUGGACAAAUAGAGCAAGUUGAUUGUGUUGCCAAUUACUUUUUAAACUAGAUUAACAUGUACCUUGCUGCUAAGAAUUGGUGAGGUCCUGAUUGAAUUAUAGCACUUGAAUGAUCAGUCAAUACAUAGAAAUAAUUAAAGGUUAAGACAGUGA
Erpetoichthys calabaricus (reedfish) is the source of this 6287-nucleotide messenger RNA. RefSeq names its product ubiquitin-conjugating enzyme E2G 1a (UBC7 homolog, yeast) (gene ube2g1a). The transcript has 6 exons. Gene Ontology annotation, molecular function: ubiquitin conjugating enzyme activity. Bases 279 to 791 code for a protein of 170 amino acids. The record is from RefSeq and is a predicted model, not a curated record. Gene Ontology annotation, biological process: protein polyubiquitination; proteasome-mediated ubiquitin-dependent protein catabolic process. NCBI's taxonomy places the organism in Eukaryota, Metazoa, Chordata, Cladistia, Polypteriformes, Polypteridae.